This is a messenger RNA of Exophiala spinifera, 2607 nucleotides long. RefSeq lists its product as uncharacterized. Gene Ontology annotation, molecular function: beta-glucosidase activity. The transcript has 3 exons. NCBI's taxonomy places the organism in Eukaryota, Fungi, Ascomycota, Eurotiomycetes, Chaetothyriales, Herpotrichiellaceae. The record is from RefSeq and is a predicted model, not a curated record. The coding region runs from base 1 to 2607 and encodes 868 amino acids. Gene Ontology annotation, biological process: glucan catabolic process.
AUGGCGGCAGAUCAAACAAAAUCCUCGGAUGAUAUUGACUACCUCUUGUCGCAACUCACAGAUGCUGAGAAAGUGUCAUUGUUAUCCGGAGCCGACGACUGGCACACCGUGGGCAUCGAGCGGCUAGGUAUUGGUGCUCUCAAAGUCACCGAUGGGCCUGCUGGCGCCAGAGGCCAGUUGAUGGUUGACGGGCCUCAGUCAGCGUUCUUACCAGCUCCGGUUCUCCAGGCGGCUACAUGGUGCAGAUCAGACCUCAAGGCCGUCGGACGGUUGCUCUGCAGGGAGAUGAAGACCAAAUCUGCUCAAAUCUUGGCUGCACCGACGAUAUGCUGUGCUCGGAACCCGCUCGGAGGCCGGAAUUUUGAGGCCUUCUCUGAGGACCCUUUCUUGAGCGGAGCUUUGGCCAUAGAAUACGUCGCAGGGCUUCAGCAAACAGGGGAAGUGGUGGCAACUGCCAAGCAUUUGGUUGCCAAUGAGCAGGAGACGGAGCGAUUCACCGUCGAUUCUGUCAUUGAUGAGCAAACACUGAGGGAGAUUUAUUUGCGGCCAUUUGAGUCGCUUAUCAAGAGCUCAUCGCCACCAGGCUGCGUGAUGACAGCAUACAACCUCGUCAAUGGACAGCACAUGGACGAGCAUGCUUACAUCCUCCGCGACAUCCUGCGAACCGAAUGGAAGUUUGAUGGAUUGGUGAUGAGCGACUGGGGCGGCACGAAUUCAACCGUGGCAAGCGUCCUUGCCGGUUGCGAUCUCGAGAUGCCUGGCCCGCCAGUGCAAAGAGGGCACAAGCUCCUGGCUGCGUUGGAGUCCAACCCAUCCACCGAGUUUCAGAAUGCCGUUGGCGGGUCCUGUCGACGGCUUCUGACCCUGGCGAAGAAAAUGAACUUGCUGGGACUUACAGCAUCGCAGGUGAAGGACUCGAGAAACCGUCCAGAACGUUCUGCGACCAGUAAAGCAGAUCUUCAGAGUCUUCGGGAAAUUGUGGCCAACGGGCACGUGCUCCUGAAGAAUAGUGCCGGCACACUUCCUCUGAGCCCUAGCCGGCUCCCUGGCAAAAAGGUCGCGUUCGUCGGUCCAAAUGCAAAGUCAUGCACAGCUGGCGGAGGAGGCUCAGCCAGCAUGAAUCCUCAAUACCAGAGUCAACCACUACAGGCGUUCCAAGAACAAGUGAGCCAAUUGAAACUCGACGUCGAGAUACAUCAUGCACAGGGUGCCUACUCCAGCAAGUGGCUGCCUCUCGCAUCUUCACAUCAGUGGUCAGCAAAUCCGACGCCAGAUCAUGCGUCGGAUAUGCUCCGAGUGGAUUUUUAUGCCGGUCUUGACUUUUCCGGUCCCAUCAUCGAGACACAGUAUCGAAACAAUUCAAGCAUCGACCUGACUGACUCGAGCCCCGCAUGCCUUCGAGAAUCUGGCAAGCCUUACUGUUUCCGGGUGACGACUUAUGUGACUCCAGAUACCUCGGGCUGUCACCAAUUCAGCCUUGCCAGUGUCGGCAACUCCCGCCUCAUUGUGGACGGACAACUUCUGGUAGACAACUACGAAUGGACGGAACCAGGUGAGGCGUUCUAUGCAUUCUCCAGUGCCGAGAAGUGCGCAUCUGUGGUGAUGACCCAGGGGAAGAUAUACCCUAUCAUACUCGAGGCCGCCACGAAGGAGUCGGAUACGUUAAUGGAAGAUGAUGCCGAAAACACCGCACAUGUCUGGAGUAAGCAAGCCUCAGUACGCCUGGGCUACCUGGAGGAGCUCUCGGAUAACAUGGUCUCAGAAGCGGUUGAAUUGGCCAACGCGUGCGACUAUACCGUCGUCGUAGUGGGUCUGAGUGACGAAUGGGAGAGCGAAGGGUACGAUCGUCGCUCGCUCUCUUUACCAGGGAAUCAAAAUGAGCUGAUCGAGACAAUGCUCGAGCACACCGUCCACCCGGAGAAUGUAAUCGUUGUCAACCAGUCCGGCUCACCAGUUGAGAUGCCGUGGGCCACCCGAGCGCACACAAUCCUACAGUCAUGGUAUGGUGGCCAGGAAGCGGGCUACGCAUUGGCGGAUGUGCUCCUUGGUUUGAUCAGCCCGUCGGGCCGGCUGCCAGUUACUUGGCCCAAGCGAUACUCGGACCUUCCGUUUGAAAAGUCGAAAGAGUCGUGGCCCGGUGUUGAAGGGAGAGUGCAUUACAAAGAGCGGACCGGUGUCGGAUACCGCUGGUACCUCAGAAACGGCGUGGAGCCGCAGUGGUGGUUUGGCCACGGCCUUUCGUACACGUCCUUCAGCACACGGGUCUCGCAAAGUCGUGAAUGUGCAGAUCAGAGCUGGGAGAUCUUGGCUGAAGUAGAGAACACGGGGUCAGCAGGUGGCCGCCACGUCGUACAAAUCUACUCGUGGCCGUGUGGUGAUGAGCACCAGAAAGAGCUCCGAUCGUUCGAGAAGACCGAGGUUUUGGCACCCCAUGCCAGAUCUGAAGUGAGAUUGCAGGUCAAGUUAAGAGAUAUGGCCUACUGGCGUGAAGGCCGAUGGACCGUGGCAGCUGGAGACUAUGUUCUCGGCAUUGGGGAGAGCGCGGGUGCGGUAGACAUCGUUGCGGCAACUCUCUCUGUCCCGAUAACGCUGACGUGGGACUUUUGA